AUGUUAGAAAUAGGCGCAGCACAGACAUCUGUACACUCAGGAGAUGCUAGAUGCUCACACAUAAAGCCUCCUUCCCAUGGCUAUGUACAAAUCAUUCCAUACAACAAGUUUGACGCGCGUGCACGUUACGGCUGCGCGGAGGGAUACGUGUUGAACGGUCCACCAGAGAGGAUAUGCGGUGGAGACAAGCAGUGGAGUGGAGAGGAACCAUACUGCUCCAAAGAUGGUUUCUGUGGUCCUCCUCCCCCUAUUGUCAAUGGAGAGCCACAGUCAUCUCUGCCAAAACGGGAGCGGAGAUUCCCACCAGGCAGCCAGGUGGUGUAUCGCUGUCACAAGGGCUAUUUCCAAGAUGGCUACCCCAGAGCCAUGUGCCUUGGAGACGGCAAGUGGGUGAUGCCCAGAAUGGCAUGUGCACCUAAGAGUUGUGGUGACCCUGGCUAUGUGAAGAAUGGACAAAGGAAGGGGGACAUCUUCAUCUACCCCCACAGAGUGACCUUCUCCUGUGACCCUGGCUAUGAGCUGGUAGGCAGUCAGUACCGCAUGUGCCAGGCCAAUGGAAAGUGGUCAAGAUUUGUGCCUAAAUGCAAGUCUAUCCAGUGCCAACCCCUGUCCAUCCCAGAGAACGGGAACAUGUAUGGCUACUCCGUGGCCUUCAACUCCGUGGUCAGGUUUACAUGUCUAGAAGGGUACAGACUGCAGGGCCCCAGCGAGAGGAAAUGCCAAGAAAAUGCACACUGGACGGGAACUGAUGUGAAAUGUGAGGAAAUCGACUGUGGCUGGCCCCAGAAUCUAUGGAAUGGAUAUCCAGAUGGACAACAUACCACAUAUGGGCAUACCAUUUACUUCAGAUGCUACCAGGGAAUGACUCUGCAGGGGGCAGUCUCGGCCCAGUGUCUGGACACGGGGAACUGGUCAGAACCCAUCCCUAAAUGUUGGAGGCGUUGCCCUGUUCCAACCCUGGACAAUGGCACAGUUCAUGGUUACAGCCCCAGGGAUAAGAUAGACCACGGCAGAGUGCUCACACUGGCUUGUUAUGAGGGACAUGCCCUGAAUGACACCAAGACCAAGUCUGUGUGUUAUAAUGGAACGGUGUCCUAUAUGCCAAGCUGCAUCCCUAAGAACUGCUCAACAAGACCAGGAGACAUCAAGAAUGGAAUUGUGCGAUACAUUGACAUGAACCACGGCUCGCUGGCUCGCUACUCCUGUAACAUGGGAUUUCGUAUCGUAAAUGAUGAGUUUAUGACGUGUUUGUACGGCAGAUGGAGAGGAAGAAUACCUUACUGCGCGGAGAUAGUGUAUUGCCCACACCCGGGUUCCCUGCAGUAUGGCAGGAUACUCCUGGUUGGCUACAUUGGCAAGUAUGACUACAGACCCUAUGUGACACAGAUAGGACAGGGACAGCAGAUAGAGUUCCAGUGUGACAGGGGAUCCAUGCUGGAGGGUCCUACCCGCGCCACCUGUAUAGGAGGCAUGUGGAGCCCUGAUAUCAAACCAAGGUGUGUCAUGGACCAGCACCCCAACUUACCUCAGUUUCCAUGGUUACCACCUGCUACCAUAUGGAGGAAAUACUACAGACGUUUCAGAAGAUUUGCUGAAUCAGAAGAUACCAAAGGGUUCAAUUUAGUUCCUUGGAUUACAGAAGACAAAAUACCCAGUAAUUUGUCAUGGAAAAAAGAAGACAGGAAUAACUUUAAUAGUAACACUAUAUCCAGUUAUCUUUUAGAAAAGAGAAGUGACAUACCAAAGAACAUAUCUUUACACUUGCUUCAAGGAAAAAUGAGAAUUAUGAAAAAUGGUUCAAUCUAUUUAGAAGAAAACUCCAGUAUACAAUUGGACUGCACUAUCUAUAAACAAAAUAAAAUAAAUACAGAAGCAGAAUUAUACUGGCAAACCCCUGGUGGAGUUUAUACAUCAGCAAACUUAUCUGAGUCACUCAAUAUCAAAGGUGCUACUGAUAUAACAAAAGUAAAACUAUCUAACUCAAUAUCAGAGGAUGGCUUAAAACCCAGAGUGAAAUCACCUGGAUACACUCUGCUCAGAUUGACUCUGAAACAUGUCCAGAAAAAUAACUCUGGAAUCUACAGCUGUGUCCAUCAAUCCUCCACAAGUCAGAUGGACCACAUGGCAGUUACUGUAAUAGUCACAUCCAGUAACCUAGACACUGGUCAAACAGAUUUAAUUGAAGAAAAAAGACGAAGAUUGUUUUGCAAGAUCCCCAAGCUAUCCAAACAUCUGAAGAUAAAAGGCUCUAGCUAUAGACACCUAUAUAAAAGAUAUGUGCCUACUGGCACCACAGUGAUCUUCUGGUGUAAGCAUGGCCGUGUCCUGAGAGGAAGGACCAGUGCCAGGUGCCUGACAACUGGACAUUGGUCAAGGCAGUUUCCAGUCUGCAUGACUGCCUCUUGAUGAAGACUGGCCAGCAUGAUAACAAGGUGAGAACUUGAUAGUCAUGACGACUUAUAUGAAGAUCUUGAUAGUCAUUAGGAGUCUUGUGGGGAAGUUGGCAGCCAUGAGGACUCGUAUGGAGAAUUUAAUUGAGAGACUAUAACAAGUCAUGAGUUGUACAGAGAACUUGAUAAUCAUGAGGACUCUUAUGAAGAAGUUGAUAGUCAUGAGGACUCUUAUGGAUAACUUGAUAGUCAUGCUUGAGGACUCGUAUGGAGAACCUGAAUGAUAAAGUUGUGAAAACUUGCACGAUAGUCAUUUGAUCUUGUAUGGAGAACUUGAUAGUCAUGAGGACUCGGAGGGAAAACUUCACUGAUAGUCAUGAAGACUUGUGGAGAGAACUUAAUAGUCAUGAGGACUCAGUUGGAAAACUUCCUUGAUAGUCAUGAAGACUUGUGGAGAGAACUUGAUAGUCAUAAGGACUCAGAUGGAAAACUUCCUUGAUAGUCAUGAAGACUUGUGGAGAGAGCUUGAUAGUCAUGAGAAUUUGUGUGGAGAAUUUUAUAGUCAUAUGGAGAACUUGAUUGAUAGUCAUGAAGACUCAUGGAAAACUUUAUAGUUAUGAGGACUUCAUGGAGAACUUGACAGUCAUGAGGAAUUGUACGGAGACCCAAUGGAACAAGUGUAAGACUGUGAUGAAUACUGAAAACUUAGAUAUUAAAAAAACUUGUAUUAAUUCAGAACUGGACAGUGGCAAUUAUCACAAUCAUAAAAGACGUGCGGAACUGUUGGAUUGCAAUCUAGAUGUGUUGAAUAUAAUGUCAGGAAAUGGAUAUUACAUUCAAGACUACUAAAAUAUAAAUGGACAUAUCUGCUGCUAACCAGAAGUGUUCUUAUAGAGUUGCAUUGGAGAUUUUACUCACUGAAUAGUGUAAAACUGCUUCAUGUUUUAUACAAAUACUGGUAUUUGCCUUGAAUUGCUACGACAUUUCUAAUGUAGUCUUGUCAUGAAGUGUUUACUACUUUGUUUAAAAACAGUGGGAACUUUACUGUGGCAUGUGGUGAGUUAUUAAAGAACAAGUAAAUACUGGACACCUUGAAAAUGGUGGGGAAUAAUUAAUAUUUUUGUGGACUUGUUCCAAGAUUGUUUGAAUUGGCGACCAAUUCUACAAAAAGAAAAAAAUUAGGUUUACAGGCUUGUCCUAUAAAAUUUGACUUCUAAAUUUUGUCACAUAAUGCUUUUGAACAAGCACGAUAUUGCACAUGUACUGUACCUCAAAUAUUGCUGAGAUGAUAAUAUAAAAAUCUAAGUAACAUGGGACUCCAGGAUUCAGACAUUGUGGAGUUGGAUACAAAUGGAAAGGCUUAAUGUUCCUCUGACCUCCUAUCCCCUGGGCGUCUUUUUAAGUAGAUGGCCAUGGACAGUGAGGUAAUUCCAGCCUUGUGCUAGUCAUAAGUUUGUGUUCAUGUGAAGAAUUAUUGUUAUUAUUGAUGGUCAUGAUUUCAGCUACUUUUACACGCCCUUCCAUACCAGAGUUCUGAUGCAAAAAUUUACACGUACCACAGUGGAUGUCUUGAAAAACGAUCAGGUGUGGUGUAUCUUGUUAAACCUGUUCAUAGGCCAGUAUCAGGCAUGAAAAAAGAAGAUUAUAAGGCAUGGUAAAACUGAGAUACAACACUUGUUUUUUUUUAUAAAGUGUACAUGUAUGUGAUAUCCACUCUUGCUUUUCUCCCACAUAUCACAUACUGCAGUACAGCUUGCAAACUCUGAACCCUAUUACUAUUAUACAGAACAUGUACUACUGCUAGUGUCUUGUAUUAAGUAGAUAACUUCACUUGCAAUAUUGGGAUGGCCAGUUCAAAUACUUCAGUUAACACUGACAGGAAUAAAUUAACUUGUAAAGCAUGUGUAAAAUAAAUUAUUGUAUGUAUAUGUAUGUGUAAAAAGUGUUAUAAAAUUAUACCUAGUAGCUUUCAUGUUGGUUGUCAAAUAAAAGAAAUGCUUUUCACAAUUUUGUUAUCCUAUGUGGCAUAAAUGCAUUCAUGUUCUGUAAA
This is a messenger RNA of Lingula anatina, 4440 nucleotides long. RefSeq names its product protein lev-9. Gene Ontology annotation, molecular function: peptidase inhibitor activity. Gene Ontology annotation, cellular component: extracellular region. Lineage: Eukaryota; Metazoa; Brachiopoda; Lingulata; Lingulida; Lingulidae. The record is from RefSeq and is a predicted model, not a curated record.